AUGAGCGAGGUUGAGUACACACAACUGCAACACAUUCUUUAUUCUCACAUGGAGUCCCAGACAGGGGAAGGUGAGCUGGAGACCCGGUUAAACCCAGCUUUGUAUCAGUCUUCCAAUUCUUCUAAUGCGGCUUCUUAUCCAACAGCCAAUUCUGCAAACCAGACUCCUUACUCAGCAGCUAACUCUACAAACCAGAAUCUUUACUCAGUUACCAGUACUGCAAACCCAACCUCAGACUCUCAAUGUUUAGGACACAUUGAUUUCCAAGAGUUGAAAAUGAUGCUUCUGAAUGAUCCUCCAUUGCCUGUAAAUAACGUAAAUAGUUUGCAAAACAUGGAAAAAUUCUCGCAAAAUUCUUCCACUGAAACAAACCGACUUAAUGGUCUCAAAUUGAAAAGUAGGGAUAUAGCAAGUAGUUCAGACAAGGAGAAGAAUCCAGGGGAAAAGUCAUUGACAAGCCAAGAAGCAAGGUGUAAAACUGGACCCAGAGUGCGUCUCGAGGACAGAUUUAAUGCAGUUCAAAAUGAAAACCAGGAACGUCAAGAGACACAGGAUUCUGGAGUCACAUUUAACAAUCUGGUUGCUCUUAUCCAUCAUCCUUCAGAACUGAUGGGGAUCCCUCUCCAUCCACAGCAAAGCAAAUGCACCACUUUAGUCAAGAGCAAGACUGGGACGUCCUCCACUUUGCAGUUUGCGUACCCCUUGUACACGUCAAAUACAUGUGUACCAGCUGGUAGUACCAGUGCUAAUCAAACACAGGAACUUCAAUCAGCCAGGCAGGCACUGAGUAAUUGUAACAGAAACAAACAGUUAUCUGAUCAAGUCUGGAUUAAAGAAGAAGAUGAAACUUUGCGCAAACACGUAGCAAACAAACGCUGCCGCAGUCGUUCACGGCAAGUUUCUGUAGAAACAGAACACAAAGUCCUUGGUGAUCUGACGAAUAUGGCAGAGAAUCAGAAUGCAAAUGUGCCACAAAGUGGUCAGUGGCAAACAACGCAUCCAACUCCCCCUGGCCCUACACAUGGCAACCAACAGGAACUGAACUGCCAGCGCAGAGAGAGGCAUAAUCGAAUGGAGAGAGACCGCAGGCGUAGAAUCCGUAUUUGCUGUGAUGAGCUGAAUUACCUUGUUCCAUUCUGCAAUUCUGAGACAGAUAAAGCUACUACCUUACAGUGGACCACAGCCUUCCUGAAGUAUAUUCAAGAAAAGCAUGGUGAAACACUAAAAAAGGAAUUUGAGAGUGUUUUCUGUGGAAAAACUGGCAGACGAUUGAAACAAGCAAGAGUAGAAGCAGCAGGAGAUCACUCAGUAACUGCCAGCCUACACAAUCAUGGUGUGGUGGAAAGUAAAUGAACACCAACAGAGAAAAGUUACAAUGCUGAGAAAGGGACACAGCUAGACGAAUCUGUCAGAUGCGUUAUAUCCAAACUCAGUUUCAGAAAUGGAGAACUAUC
Messenger RNA from Callorhinchus milii (elephant shark), 1454 nucleotides. Its product is annotated as transcription factor-like 5 protein. Gene Ontology annotation, biological process: regulation of DNA-templated transcription; spermatogenesis. Lineage: Eukaryota; Metazoa; Chordata; Chondrichthyes; Chimaeriformes; Callorhinchidae. The record is from RefSeq and is a predicted model, not a curated record. Gene Ontology annotation, cellular component: nucleus. The coding region runs from base 1 to 1353 and encodes 450 amino acids. The transcript has 6 exons. Gene Ontology annotation, molecular function: RNA polymerase II cis-regulatory region sequence-specific DNA binding; DNA-binding transcription factor activity, RNA polymerase II-specific; protein dimerization activity.